GGGAUGACUGGAACAUUGUGUGUGACAGGUUGCCAUAAGGAAUGAUCAUGUUUCCAUCUAUUUUUCCUUGGAUGAGUGGGACUAUAUAAAAGGAAACAAGGACCUUUAUGAGGAAGGGAUAGGAGGGAAGGAGGAGCCCCAGCAGCCCUGCCCACUGGAUUGUGAAUUUGAAGAAAAGAGUCAGACAAAAUCUACUCCAGAAGCAAUGUUGUAUUGUAAUAAAUCCCCAAGCAAGUCUGAAGGAGCAGUUUUAUGCUCUGAUAGAAACCUCACGAACGCUGAAACUGACCAGCCUGCACCAGCAGAUGGCACUAAGGAAGAGACUGCUUCAUGGGAAGAGAGAAACCAAUCAGAUUGCAGCAUUAAUCCACUUACAGAACAGAUACAGGGAACAGAUACACACACUCCAAUCAUGGGAUGCAGCCUGAAUAACAGCCAGUCAGAAAUAAAUUGUGUGACAGAUAAUUAUAUAUCAAAUGCCAUAAAGGAGGAACCAGCUUCAUUUAAUGCAGAAAGCCAUUCAGAUUACAAUAUUAUUACACUGGUCGAUCAAAUUGAGGAAACAGAUCAAACUCCUCCUGUCCUAAGAUGUAGGCAUGCGUCUGAGAUACAGUCAGGUUUGUGUGAAGGAGCAAACGCUUUAAACUGCGGCAUUAAUAAACUUGUUGACCUGACAGAGAGAAAAAUUCUCCCUGCUCCUAUCAUGGGAUGCGGCAGUAUUUCCGAUAACUAUGUAUCAGAGGCCAUGAAAGAGGAGCCAAUAUCAUGGGUAGGUGGAACCCAUUUGGACUUCAACAUGAAUCCGCUUGUAGAACAGAUACAGUUGGAACAUUCCCGUACAUGUUUGGUGGGAUAUAGUGAACUGAAGGCCAGUGAUUAUGGUAACAUUAUGAAUAAUAAAUGUACAGAUUCUUUGCAGGAGUGCAGGAGCCACUUUAGUAACCAGAGUAGCCUUCUUAUGCAUCAGACAAUAUCUUGUGGAGGAGAAGAAUCUGUUUCUUGUUCUGAUAGUGGGAAAGGGUAUGAACAAGAUUCCGAUCUAAAUGAACACCUCGGGAUUCAUCCAGACAAACCAUUUUGUUGCCUUGAAUGCGGUAAAAGGUUUAAAUUAUGCACGCGACUUUUUACACACCAGAGAACUCACUUGGAAAAGAAACAGUUCACCUGCUCUGAAUGCGGGGACUGUUUCUCCCAGUCCACAGACCUCACCAAACAUCGUAGGACUCACGGAGGAAACAAAUCCUUUUCUUGUUCCGAAUGUGGCAAACGCUUUAGUUAUCUGUCAGCCCUCAACCGACAUUACAGGAGUCACACAGGGGAGAAACCGUUUACUUGCUCCGAGUGCGGGAAAUGUUUUACUCACCGUUCAGACCUUAAUAGACAUCACAGGAUUCACACGGGAGACAAACCAUUCACGUGCUCUGAGUGUGGGAAAUGCUUUAUACAAAGCUCAGACCUUAAGGUACAUCAACGAAUUCACACAGGAGACAAGCCAUUCACCUGCUAUAAGUGUGGGAAGUAUUUUGUACAGCGCUCCGACCUUCAUGUACAUCUCAAAACUCACAGAGGAGAGAAAUCAUUUCCUUGUUAUGAAUGUGGCAAAUGUUUCUCUUACCGCGCAGACCUUAAAGUUCAUCUCCAUAACCACAAUGGAAAGAAGCCACUCUCUGCUACAUAAAGGGAAUUUUAGACCAUUUACUGGACCAUGCAAUGGUCAGCUGGGAGGGAAAAAUCCUAUUAAAGGAGACAUAUCGGAUAAAUGAAAAAACCCUAAUUUUGUAGGCAAUUAAGAGUAAUAUAUGGUGUUGCUUUUACAUGGUGCUAAACAUUAAU
Xenopus laevis (African clawed frog) is the source of this 1833-nucleotide messenger RNA. RefSeq names its product oocyte zinc finger protein XlCOF7.1-like. The coding region runs from base 206 to 1678 and encodes 490 amino acids. Lineage: Eukaryota; Metazoa; Chordata; Amphibia; Anura; Pipidae. The transcript is spliced from 2 exons. The record is from RefSeq and is a predicted model, not a curated record.